Messenger RNA from Chinchilla lanigera (long-tailed chinchilla), 5643 nucleotides. RefSeq names its product zinc finger protein 454. Lineage: Eukaryota; Metazoa; Chordata; Mammalia; Rodentia; Chinchillidae. The record is from RefSeq and is a predicted model, not a curated record. The transcript has 5 exons. The coding region runs from base 487 to 2073 and encodes 528 amino acids. Gene Ontology annotation, biological process: negative regulation of transcription by RNA polymerase II. Gene Ontology annotation, molecular function: DNA-binding transcription repressor activity, RNA polymerase II-specific.
CGCCUAUGAGUCCGUUCUACCAGCUGGGGCAAUUCUCAGCGCCCCUGUCAGUCUCUUUGUUCCUCCUUGUUCCAGCUGCCGUCCACUCCGUCCUGAGUUGCUGUGGCAGACUCCUCCAGGGUCUUUACCCGAAUAUACCCAUCAACCCCACGAUUACUGCAGGAGUUACCGUCACCUCUCGGAACCACGCCUCGGCCCAGCUGCCGGGCCUGACGAGAGAAUCUGACGCUUUUUUCGGGCCAAAGGUGUGAUCCUGCCAGCCUUCCCAGUAACUACUCUGCCCUCCGGGCUUUUUGUCACCCGAUCAGGCGCCGCUCCCCUGGACCAAUCUCCCUGAUCUGGUCAACUGCUGGUCUACAGCUUCCGGGGCGCUGUUUCAAGGUGUAAAGGUCCUUCUAGCCUGAGGGAUCUCACGCCUGCCAAGCUCCCCACCGACCUCCACAGUACUUUACCUGCCCCUGAGAGGACCGCAUCAGAGAAGAGAGAAUGGCUGUGAGCCACCUGCCAACCAUGGCCCGGGACUUGGUGACCUUCAGGGAUGUGGCUGUGCUCUUCACCCAGGAGGAGUGGGGGCAGCUGAGCCCUCUGCAGAGGGCCCUGUACAGGGACGUGAUGCUGGAGAACUACAGCAACCUGGUCUCACUCGGACUCUUAGGACCGAAAGCCGAUACGUUUUCUCAGCUGGGAAAAGGAGAAGAAUGGAUGCCGGUGGCCACGCCGGGAGCCUUCUGUCUUGACUGGAUGACUAACACUGUGAGUAAGAAAUCCAUUCUGCAGGCAGAUAUUUCUAAAGAAGAGUUUGGUCUGUGGACAGGAAAGGAAGGGCCGACCAGAGACGAUCCCUGGAAGAGUGCCAAUCUGUUGCAGUGGCAGUGCUGGGACGGUCAGGAGAGGAACUGGCAGCAAGCGGCCUCCACUCCUCUGGACACCUCACCAGGAGGCGGGGCACAGCAGGGCCAUGAGUCUGGGAAGGGCUGCCCCGGGAGCUCCUCAGUCGUUCGGAGCCAGGGAUUGCAGCCAAACAAGAAAGCCUUUGAAUGUUACGAGUGCAGGAAAGUCUUCUCUAAGAGUUCCACCCUUAGCAAGCAUCAGAAAACCCAUACUGAAAAAUUUAACAGAACUCAGAAAACGUAUAUGAAAGAGAAGCGGUAUGAAUGUCGAGAAUGUGGCAAAGCCUUUCACCAGAGCACGCACCUCAUCCAUCACCAAAGAAUCCACACAGGGGAGAAACCGUAUGAAUGUAAGGAAUGUGGCAAGGCCUUCUCAGUGAGCUCCUCACUGACUUACCAUCGGAAAAUCCAUACUGGAGAGAAGCCUUUUGAGUGCAACUUGUGUGGGAAAGCCUUCAUCCGGAACAUACAUCUUUCCCACCACCACAGAAUACAUACUGGAGAGAAACCGUUUAAAUGCAACAUUUGUGAAAAAGCCUUUGUAUGCAGGGCACAUCUUACCAAACACCAGAAUAUUCAUAGUGGCGAGAAACCCUAUAAAUGUAAUGAAUGUGGGAAAGCUUUCAACCAGAGUACAAGUUUUCUUCAGCAUCAGAGAAUCCACACUGGAGAGAAACCCUUUGAAUGCAAUGAAUGUGGAAAGGCCUUCAGGGUAAACUCUUCCCUUACCGAACAUCAAAGAAUUCACACUGGAGAGAAACCUUAUAAAUGUAGCGAAUGUGGAAAAGCUUUCAGGGAUAAUUCAUCUUUUGCGCGCCAUCGGAAAAUUCACACUGGAGAGAAACCCUACAGAUGUGGCUUGUGUGAGAAAGCCUUCAGGGACCAAUCAGCCCUGGCCCAACACCAGAGAAUUCACACUGGGGAAAAACCUUACAUGUGUAACAUAUGUGAGAAGUCGUUCAGUGACCACUCUGCCCUCACCCAACAUAAGAGAAUCCACACGAGAGAAAAGCCUUACAAGUGUAAAAUCUGUGGGAAAGCCUUUAUCCGAAGCACACAUCUUACCCAACACCAGAGGAUUCACACGGGAGAGAAACCCUAUAAAUGUAAUAAAUGUGGGAAAGCUUUCAAUCAGACAGCAAACCUCAUUCAACAUCAGAGACAUCAUAUUGGGGAAAAGUGAUAUGUGACUGCAGCUUAUAUGGAAGAGCCUUGAUUGAGCAAAUUAAUUAUGACAGAACCCAUUCUAAAGAAUACCUAUGAUACUCAUCCUAUUUUCUGAGAGACAAGAUUCACAGCAUUGUAGUGUUUUUGUUUUUGUUUUUGUUUUUGUUUUUUGUACCAGCAAUCACUCAUGACCUCAUGCUUGCCAGGCAGGCACUGUGCUGCUGAGCUAUAUCCCCAGCCCAGCAACAUCGCAGUUUUUGAUAGCAUAAGAAUGGCCAGCACCUUAUUGUUUAGUUCUGCCUGCUUGAAUAGCAGUACUUUUCUUUACUAGUCUGAAUUACAAAGUAGCAGAACCAAAAUGGAGCUUCAUUAAUAAUAUAAAAAUUGAUUUAUAGAAUCUAUAAUUUAAGAGAAUUAUAAAUUGGUGAACAUUAAGGUUGAGAAGCCAAGGAAGAAAGGAGUAAGAACGUGGUCUGUAAGCGUUCCAUUCCUGUAGAUUCUCUCCCGUAGGAGCUGCCACGGUAAUAUCACCUCUGUUCUCUCCUCACCCACGCUCCUGACACCCAGGGUAAGGGGCAAACGGUCACCCAUGAGGCCUAGGGAUAAACUUACAUCGUGCUCCCCACUUCUACUUCAAACUUUGGUGAGACAUACCCUGUGUGUCCCCUGGCUUCUUACUCUGUCCCUCUGCUGGAAACAUGAUCCUCUUGCUGACUUGGCCACUCCUAACUCAACGCUGUGUCACUUGCCACCCCCACGCUUGGGAGUGUGAUCUGACCUCACACAGUGAGAAUCUGCUGAUCAGAAUCAGAAUUAAUUUCCAGCUUUUACAGUUUGGAUUCUCUACCUGGGGGGCAGUUUGAUCAACCUUCUUGAGUUACCAUUUCCUUUGGUCCUCAGCUCAAGUCUGGCCUUGGGAUGAUACCUGUGCAGGGCUUUCCUCCCCAGCUAUUCCUCUCCAGCUGUUUGCACUGUAGUUGUCCGCUCUGCACACCGCAGCUAGGCUUACACGGUGUGAUGUGUGUGUGUGAGAUGACACAAGCCUCCCAGAUGCAGUUGAUGUUCCCAGCCGCCUUGACUUCUGUGACACAUUUCCUGGUGUGCAAUCAACGUAAGAGAUGAGAGCCUGAGGCCACGUCUCAGAGCGCUGUGGCCCAUGUUGCCUUGGUUGGAGGAUCCCCGUGUCGACACAUUAGUGUGUCUGCUGCUCUGGAAUGGUCGGCUGCAGCUUCCUGUCCCUGCCCAGCUUCUGUCUAGGCUUCUAAAGGUCUUAAUGUUCACAGGAAACCAGGAAGGUUUGAAUUUCUUCUUUUCAUUUGAAAGUGGUCGCUUCCUGUCUUUUUGCUUGGUCAUUCUGACUGUGGUGAGAAACACACUGAGUCGUCCAUCGCACCAUCAACUUCUCUGGCAGGGGCAGUGUCCAAAUCCAAAAGUGGAGUGACAUACUAGUCCUACAAGUACAGUUCUCACCAUCGUAAUUCCCCAGUGUUUCUCGAGGAAAGCAGAGAACAGUAAUGCCUAUGCACCUCCACGCAUCGCAUCUGGCCACGCCUCCUUCACCCCUCAAGCUGGGAAGGAGCCGCUAUGCCGAGCACACAGUGAAGGAGGGGAGCAAGUUGCGCUAUGGGAAGCCACGCGGCAGCUUCCUGCUCUGCGGAAGAGCUAUCUGUCAAGCUGUGCGGUCUUCUGAUCCCUGUGAAAGGUGCCUCAGCUCCAAGUGAAGGAAGGGGCCACCGUGUGUCCUGUGGGACCCUAGCUUGCUCCAGAGACUCCAGCUUCCAGCCACUUCCAAGCCUGAGUUCUUGAGGUUCAGCUUCACUGACAAAGGCCAGCAUUGCGGGCAGCCCUUGCUGUCGGGCGUCCAGCACCAACCCCUCCUCUCUCCGCUGUGCAUCCCAACAGGGUGCUUGGUGCUGCCCUGCUGUGCGCCCUGCAGACUGCACAGGAACCUGGGAAGGCGCACUCCCCGCUGCUGUGGCACCAUCCCUGCGGUCCGCCGGGCCCUCGCCACCACGGCUUCCCUCGCCUUUACUCUGCAUGCCUGAGAAUCCCUGAGAAGUUCCUUUCUAGGCUGCGUUUGCUGCUCACUGUGUCUGCCAACAGCAGGAGAACCCCUGCCACUUGUCGUUUGCCUUCAGGUGGCUGAGGCCCGGUGCCGGCAUAGGAGCCUCCUUCCUGUCAGGGACAGCGCCAGGACCUGUCCCCCAGCGGUGGCCACGGUCUGAAGGCUUCCAUGGAGAACAAGGCUGCUCUCCAGAGCGCCUCCCUCAGACAUGGGUCUUCACGAAAUUAGACCUGUGGAGUCCUUGUUUGUGCGUCCUUGGUGGAGAGGCAAAAAUUUGCAUUUUGAGAACCCUGAGGCAAGAAGUUCUCAGCCUGGAUCUGUCUGCCAGCUGACCUGCUGGUAUUAGGUGAGAUUUUGGUGGCCCCCAAGAAGGCUUCUUCCUCCCCUGCCCACAGCCUGGGUAAUCCCAAGACGUGCAGAGAGUGCUGGGAAGAGCAGUUCAUUCCACACUUUGCUCGCCUGGUCUUACUGAUGAGCCACACGGAUUCCCUGAGCGUGGCCGGCACCACUUGGGCCCCUUCCUGGUUGCAGAGUUAGGAAGCUGGAAAUGUGCCGCCCUCCACGGCCUGCUGCCCACGGUGCACAGGAAGUCCUGGCACGACCAGGACCACCGCCGGCUCUGCUUGUGGCAGAGGGGUGCUGUGCCCACUGUGGCACCUGGCCCUGCCCUGCCUUUCCUAGCAGAGCUUUCCUUGCAUCCUGCAGGGCUGCCCACUAGUGCAGUUCCACCCUGUUAGGGGGGCCGAGACAGGACUCAUAUCUAGACGUUGGUACAUUCUUCAUGUGUGUAGACUCUCAACAGCCCCUGGAACUGCCUGGCGUGGGGCAGAAUAACAUGCUCCAUUUCCCCUUUAAGUUCCUCUGACCCUGUGUCUUGUCAGGGCUUGCUCAACUCCUGACCCAUCUUACAUCCGGGUUCUUUGUCUCUGCCUACCUUUGGCAGCAGCAGUGCCUAAGAUCUCCUCCACAUGCAGGGACUGCUCUUAAAAUAGCAGUUAAGCCCCGCAGCAGACUCAGGCGUCCAGGUGGUUGUGUCCUGCUGGGAAUGCCGUAUCCCUCCACUGAAUGAAUGCCUUUGGUAGGGGAACAGUCUAACACACCCAAACACUGACAAUAUCUGAGCCUCCAUGUCUGAGCCUCUCCCUGCUUCCUAGGCCCUUUGCACUUUGCCCUCCAUCCCAUCACCACCGAGCACUCAACUGGGUGCCUUGGAGACAGAGCUCUCCCGUGCGGGGGCAGGGUGCUCCACACCGUGGGCCACCUCAACGCCACGAAAUAUAUUUUGGUAAUAUUUUUACUUCUAAUAUUUUUAUACAAGUUUCUGAAGGAACAUUUGUGGCUUGGUUGUUUCUCGUCACUCCCGGAGCCCUCAGUCACGCUGAUGGUCCUUCUCAGCAGUCUGGUAGUACCGACGUAUUCCAAGCUCUGAGUCACCCUGUACGCCACAUGCCACUGUACUUUUUAAAGGGUUGCUGAUGCGUUAUUCAUUGGUGUGUUGAGGAAAAUAAAAUGAGAAAAGCA